UCCACCCCUUUUUCGGAAGGAGUGCGGGACGUCAAGGCAGAGAAACCGCGGCGGGUAUAAAAGCGCCGAAGUCGCCAACUUGUCGACACCGUCAGACGUGCUGCCAGCCUGCGCACCGCGCCGUGCGUUUUAAAGGCGCGAAGCGAAGCGAAACCCGAGCGCUCGUUCAAGCGGAAGUCGAAGCCAAAGUUUUCUUUUCGUCUCGGAGGAAGAGUGGCAUCUUUACUUCUUCAUCCAUCGCCGCUCUUCCUUUUCCUCAUCGCAUUCGGAGGUUGUGGUUUCGAAAGAAGCUUCAGGAAUGCUGAUGUUUCUCCUACUAGGCCUUCUACUAGCGAGAGCCUACAGCGAAGAUGGCAAAGGGGAAGAGACGCUUGAAACAGAAGGUCACAGCUUCGGCAGCCUUGGCCAGGCUACGACGUUCAGACAAGCCGGAAACUACCUGCAGGCAGCUCCAACGUAUGGGCAUUCGACGUAUGGGCAGUCAGCAGGACUAGACCGUCCGCAGCCAUUCGACUUCGGCUACAACGUUCAGGACGAGUUCGGCAACAACCAGUUCCGCCAAGAGAAAGGUGACGAGUCCGGUUCGGUGCAAGGCGCCUACGGUUACACGGACGCGUACGGCGUCUACCGCAAGGUGCAUUACGUGGCCGACCAGAACGGUUUCCGCGCUGACAUCAAGACCAACGAGCCGGGCGUCAAGCAGGAGAACCCGGCUGACGUGCAGCUUGUCGUCGAACCCCCGCCGCAGGGUGUGCUUCAGCAGGCACUGACGGGCUCAAGGUCCGCUGGCUUCGCCAAGCUCCCCGCUGCGGCGCCCGCCCAGCCGAGAUUCCCGGCGGGCCUGCAUGCCUGAGAGAAGGCGGGCUCCUGAUACGCUCAGGGCCCCGCGGAAGCUGCCUCCACGCGUUAUGGAGCAGAGGCAUCCGGUGAGGUGUGGCUGCUUGCCUCACUGGAUGGGAGGUCGAUCCAUAUGUACAACCAUAAGUGAGCCAGGGGUUGAACUUAAGUUGAAAACUUCGUGUUGUGGUUUCUGCACCGCUCACUUAAAACCGGGGACAACCGACAAGGGAGUGCACAGGAUGAGCGCUGUCUCGCAACUAUGCCAUCUGGAGGGCUUGCAGCUCGAACUUUAAAGACACGUCAUCUUCGUAGUGAUUAGAUAGCAUUACUCCGCAUUGCUUC
Dermacentor silvarum is the source of this 1182-nucleotide messenger RNA. RefSeq names its product cuticle protein 16.8-like. The record is from RefSeq and is a predicted model, not a curated record. The transcript is spliced from 3 exons. Gene Ontology annotation, cellular component: chitin-based extracellular matrix. NCBI's taxonomy places the organism in Eukaryota, Metazoa, Arthropoda, Arachnida, Ixodida, Ixodidae. Bases 299 to 853 code for a protein of 184 amino acids. Gene Ontology annotation, molecular function: structural constituent of chitin-based larval cuticle.